AUGACGCCUUCAAACCUCAUGUUCGCGGACCAAACCAGGAGGCUGACGGCUAAGGAGAAAAACAAACUGAGAAAACCGCUGAUCGAAAAAAUGCGGAGAGACCGAAUGAAUAGCAGCAUUGAGCAGCUGAAAAGCUUGUUGGAAAAAGAAUUGCAAAGCCAGCGGGCUGGUUCGAAGCUGGAGAAGGCCAACAUCCUCGAAAUGGCCGUCAGCUACCUGAAGCAUCAGAACCGGACGCAGGGUGCAGCUGGAGGACCUGCCCAGGAGAGGGAAGUGGACUUCCAAGAAGGCUACGCCAGAUGCCUUCAAGAGGUCUCCCAGUUCCUGCUCCUACACAGCGUUCACCCCCAGACUCAAAAAAAGCUGAUGCACCAUUUUCAACACGCCGGCCCCCUGCCCACGCCGGCCCCCUGCUCUCCGCCUCGUUGGAAGCAAUCUUAG
Messenger RNA from Thamnophis elegans (Western terrestrial garter snake), 441 nucleotides. Its product is annotated as transcription factor HES-5-like. Gene Ontology annotation, biological process: regulation of neurogenesis; regulation of transcription by RNA polymerase II; anterior/posterior pattern specification. The record is from RefSeq and is a predicted model, not a curated record. Gene Ontology annotation, cellular component: nucleus. Gene Ontology annotation, molecular function: DNA-binding transcription factor activity, RNA polymerase II-specific; protein dimerization activity; RNA polymerase II cis-regulatory region sequence-specific DNA binding. Lineage: Eukaryota; Metazoa; Chordata; Lepidosauria; Squamata; Natricidae.